This is a messenger RNA of Penicillium malachiteum, 1623 nucleotides long. RefSeq names its product putative choline transport protein. Gene Ontology annotation, molecular function: transmembrane transporter activity. The coding region runs from base 1 to 1623 and encodes 540 amino acids. The record is from RefSeq and is a predicted model, not a curated record. Gene Ontology annotation, cellular component: membrane. Gene Ontology annotation, biological process: transmembrane transport; amino acid transport. The transcript has 3 exons. Lineage: Eukaryota; Fungi; Ascomycota; Eurotiomycetes; Eurotiales; Aspergillaceae.
AUGGCUGAACAAGAUCCACCCCGCGAUAUUGUGACCCCACUAAAAACCAAGGGCGAGAUUGAUGUUGUGCGUCUCGAGGCUGCAUUAGGACACAAGCAGGAGUUAAAGCGCAACUUUGGACUAUGGAGCCUGACCAGCCUGGGAAUUGUCAUUGCGAAUUCUUGGGCCUCAAUAGGUGGAACCAUCGUCGCCGCUCUUAAAAAUGGAGGUCCUAUGGCUGUUAUCUACAGUCUUAUUCUGGUCAGCAUUUUCUAUACAGCGAUCUCAGCAUCUUUAGCAGAGCUUGCAUCUUCAAUGCCCUCUGCUGGGGGAGUAUACUACUGGUCCUCAGUACUUAGCCGCAAUAAGGGACGUGGAGCAGGCUUCUUUACUGGCUAUUUAAAUGCAUGUGCCUGGCUACUCUCUGCCUCAUCCAUGAGUUCCAUGCUGGGAACUGAGGCAGUGGCUAUGUACUUGCUGGAUCAUCCAGGCGUGAAGUGGAAUUCUUGGCAGGUUUUUGUGGUCUUUCAAAUUGUCAACUGGACCUGUUGCGCUAUUGUGUGUUUUGGAAAUCGAUUUAUCCCACUGCUGAACAGAAUUGCGCUGAGUUUAUCAAUGUGUGGGCUAUUGGUCACUGUACUCGUUCUCGUCGUUAUGCCUACUACUCAUGCGAGUAACGCCCUGGUUUGGACCGAAUAUCAUAACAAGACAGGCGGGUGGUCCGAUGGUAUUUGCUUCAUGACUGGACUUUUGAACGCAGCCUUUGCAGUCGGUACACCUGAUUGUAUCAGUCAUCUCUCAGAAGAAGUUCCCAAUCCUGAAUCCAAGGUUCCUCAAGGAAUUAUGCUGCAGAUGUUGACUGGAUUCACGACAUCCUUCGUUUACCUCGUUGCGCUUUUCUACUCAAUCCAAGACCUUGACGCGGUAUAUACCAGUGAAAUCGGCUUUUUCCCAACAGCCGAGAUUUACAGACAAGCAACAGGGUCAAGUGCUGGUGCUAUAUGCCUAGUCGCUGUCCUCUUUCUCGCGACCUUUCCGACCUUAAUUGGCACUUUCGUCACAGGUGGCCGAAUGUGGUGGAGCCUCGCCCGGGACAAUGCGACACCCUUCGCCAGCUAUUUUGCCCAUGUUCAUCCAACCCUCAACUGCCCCGUACGCGCAACAGUAGCGAUGAGUGCUUUUGUGACCUGCUUGGGAUGCAUCUAUGUGGGCAGCACGAUGGCAUUCCAGGCCUUAAUAUCCUCAUUUAUCGUGUUGAGCUCGCUAUCCUACCUCGGUGCUAUCCUCCCGCAUGUUUGGUCAGGGCGUCAAAAUAUGGUCCCCGGCCCAUUUUAUAUGGGACAAAAACUCGGCAUGGCCGUGAACAUUGCCUCAAUACUAUACAUCUUGGUCACUAUUGUCUUCUUCUGUUUCCCACUGGAACGUCCGGCUACAGUGAAGAACAUGAACUACACAAGCGUCAUAAUUGUGGGACUGAUAGCCUUGACGGCUUUAUGGUGGCUACUGAGAGCUAGACGUGAAUACCAAGGACCGCAGUACAGCUUUGAGGCUGCGGAGAGACUCAGUGCCUUUCAAUCCGGCAAGGAAGGCCGUCGCUCCUUUAUUGAUGUUGUUGAUGUUGCGAGGCAGUGUACACCUUGUUGA